Adineta steineri is the source of this 3288-nucleotide messenger RNA. The record is from the annotation of a GenBank genome assembly. NCBI's taxonomy places the organism in Eukaryota, Metazoa, Rotifera, Eurotatoria, Adinetida, Adinetidae.
AUGUCAUUUCAUUCACCGAAUCCGAGUCCACUGAUAAAUGCUAGUGCAUGGUCACGCUUUUUUCAUAGUUGGAUAUCAUACAUUUUGAAGAAAAGUCGUAAACAGGGUACACUUCAUCCUUCCGAUCUGUAUGAUAUUCCUUCACAUCUUGAAUCAGCAAAAGUUACUGAACAACUCGAAACAAGUUGGUUCAAUGAAAUAAAACGAUCUCCUCAGAAUCCGAGUUUAAUUAGAGCAACUAUAUAUGCUAUGAGAUGGACACCACUUCUUAUUGGCUUUCUUCUUAUUCCAAUGUCAUUAUGUCAUGUCAUCCAACCAUUGUUAAUCAUCAUUCUGAUGGAUUUCUUUCAAGAAUGUUCAAGAAUGUCAAUCAGAAUGGUUUGGCUUUUAGGAAUUGCAAAUAUUCUAAUUACCAUAUGUUCGAGUCUUCUAAUGCAUCAGUAUAUUUAUCGAACUGGUAUUCAUGCUAUGAAAAUGCGCAUUGCAUAUAGUGGUCUUAUCUUUGGAAAAAGUAAGAAUGAUUCAAUAUUCGCAUCGAAAGUGUCAGAAAAGACAAUGAUUGAAGAUCAAUCACUACAAUUGAUAUGUAAUGUAAUACGAGCACAAUGGGAAAAGAAUGCGUCAUUUUGUCUUCGAGAUAUCACAUUCAAUGCUAAUCCAGGUGAUUUGAUCUGUGUCAUUGGACCUGUUGGUUCUGGAAAGAGCUCUCUUCUGCAAAUACUUUCUGGCGAAAUGACUUCCUUCGAUGGAAACGUUCAGCUGUGCGGCUCAUUAUGUUAUGUACCUCAAGAAUCUUGGUUAUUUCCAUCGAGCAUCAAAGAAAAUAUUUUAUUUGGUAAAGCGUAUGAUCCGAAAUUAUUUCAACGUGUCAUUCAUGCGACUGCGUUAAAACAUGAUCUUUCUCAAUGGUCAGAUAAUCUCAACACUCUUGUUGGUGAUCAAGGCUCGACAUUAUCUGGCGGUCAAAAAGCUCGUAUAAACAUGGCACGUGCAUUGUAUCGAGAUGCUGAUAUCUAUUUAUUGGAUGAUCCACUUUCGGCUGUCGAUGUUAAAGUAUCAAAGUAUCUAUUUGAAAAAUCAAUCAAGCAAUUUCUUGGAAAUAAAAUAUGUAUUCUAGCUACACAUCAAGUGCAAUUCUUACAAGAAGCUACAACAAUUAUCAUAUUAAAUAAUAACGGUGAAGCAGAAAUUGGUUCUUAUGAUCAACUACUUAGUUCUUCAUCUUCAUUUGCUAGUUUUCUGAAAGAUAUUCGUCAGCAUAAACUAGAGGAUGAACAGGAUUCAACAGGCACUCAAGAACAGCUAACGAUGGAUGAUUCUGUCACUUCAGAAUGUGUCGAUGAAAAAAGCACGUUUAUACCUUCGACAGAUAAAGAAACUAAGCAAGAAGGCACAAUCAAAUCCAAUGUUUAUCUUUCUUAUUUUCGAACUGGUCUUGGCUUUUUCGGCAAUUUUGUUUUGAUCUUAGUUAUCUGUACGGGACGAGAAAUGAUUUCUAUUUUCAGCGAUCGCUGCUUGGCAAUGUGGAGUGAUGAUGAAAGUCAUCGUUAUCAACCAUUUGGAAACUGUACAAAUGUAACAAAAAACUCAAUACAUUUGAAAACUAAUACCGAAUGGAAUAAUUACCGAGCUCAAUAUUUCUAUAUUUAUUGUGGUAGUGUACUUAUCCUUUUUGUUGCCAGUUUAUUUCGCGUUGUAAUUACUGAGUUUAUUUGUUUAAAUGCGGGACGAAUUCUUCAUGACAAAAUGUUUUCUCAAAUUCUACGAUGUCCAAUUUCAUUCUUUGACAUAAAUCCUAUUGGUCGAAUAAUAAAUCGUUUUACACACGAUGUUGCCAUAAUGGAUGAUUAUCUUCCAAUUAGUUCAUUUGAUUUGCUGCAAUAUUUAUUCAAAGCUAUUGGUAUCAUUAUAUUAAUUGCAUGGAUUAAUCCAUGGUCAUUGAUUCCAGCAAUGAUAACCAUUGCUGGUAUAGUUUACAUUCGUCAUUAUUAUGCUCGAUGUUUGCGUGAUGUUAAACGCAUUGAAUGUACUUCACGUAGUCCUAUCGGAUCAUGUUUAACAUCAACUAUUCAAGGACUCAAAGUCAUCCGAUCGUAUCAUGCUGAACAAAUAUGUGCAAAUAAAUUUUUUACUGCUUAUAAUGAUAAUACACGAGCGAAUUAUUUGAUCUGUACUAUUAAUCGGUGGGCUGCGAUACGAUUUGACUUCGUUUCUUUGCUAUUCAUCGCGUUAGUGACACUCCUUGCGGUGAUUGUACGUAUCUAUCAAUCUCAGAUUUCUGCAGGUGAUAUUGCUCUUAUUCUAUCAUAUAGUCUCAAUUUGAUGGGAACUCUACAACUAGCUAUAAGACUAUCCGUUGAUGUAGAAACACAAAUGACUUCAGUGGAACGAGUAAUUGAAUAUUGUUCGCUUGAUCAAGAGCCAACUAUUCAAAUAUCAUCUGAUCAUCGUCCGUUAUCGAAUUGGCCACAUAAAGGACGAAUUAUUUUUGAUAAUGUUUCUCUGCGCCAUACAACUAAUGUAAAAUCACCGCCUGCUCUUCGUAAUAUAUCAAUAACUAUUGAAAGUGGCGAGAAAAUUGGCAUUGUUGGUCGGACAGGUGCUGGAAAAAGUUCCUUUAUUCAAGCAUUGUUUCGAAUGGGUUAUUUCGUUGAUGGUCACAUCAAAAUUGACGAUGUUAAUAUUGCAUCGGUUGAUUUGAAUGAUUUACGACGACACAUUUCAAUUAUUUGCCAAGAUCCUAUUCUCUUUACUGGUACUAUACGAAAUAAUCUUGAUCCAUCUGGUCAGUAUUCAGACUGUGAACUAUGGCAUGCGCUCGAAAAGGUCUUUGGAAAUGUACAGUUGAAAACAUUUGUGACGAAGGAAAUGAUGAAUGGAUUGCAAUCAAUAGUCGAUGAAAAUGGAUCUAAUUUGAGUGUCGGUCAAAAGCAAAUAUUAUGUUUAGCACGAGCAUUUCUCAAGAAGAAUAAAAUAUUUGUAAUGGAUGAGACUACUGCUCAUGUUGAUAACACUAUGGAUGAAAUCAUACAACGUACAAUCCGUGAACAAUUUCGUAAUUGUACCGUUUUAACUGUGGCUCAUCGUUUGCGUACUGUAAUCAAUAGUGAUCGUAUUUUGGUGCUUGAGAACGGCAAGAUACUCGAAUUCGACAGUCCGCGUGUUUUACUCUUGGAUCCUACUUCACACUUAUCUUCGCUCGUAAAGCAAGCUGGAACAGCUGAAGUGGAAUAUUUACGAAUGAUGGGCAAUGCUAUUACUGAUAAUAAGGAAUCUGAAAGAGUAUAA